This is a messenger RNA of Pelobates cultripes (western spadefoot toad), 3012 nucleotides long. The record is from the annotation of a GenBank genome assembly. NCBI's taxonomy places the organism in Eukaryota, Metazoa, Chordata, Amphibia, Anura, Pelobatidae.
AUGGCAACUUUUGCAUAUACAGAGGGUGAUAUUAGUCGCAUUACAUCAGCUCUCAGGGGGGCCAGGGAAUUUCUAACUAAUGACAGUGAGCGAGGGAUAGCCCAUAAACUUGAGAGGGAAUUAAAAAAGAAAAUCAGUUGGGAAUUACAUAUAAGUACUUUAGGAGAGUAUCUGAGACAAAAGAGAAUUCCUAGGGGCUUGAGGGUUAGGUUACACCCUACACUAUGUAGAGAUAAUGUUGAACACCGUACAGUAUGGUACAAGAUAUUAAACAAAUGUUCGGUAGACCUUAUGGUAUUAACCAUUGAAUCGCUACAGAAGGAACUAAUUAAACUUGUAAAAGAGAUAGCAGCAGCUGAACAAGAAUUAGCAGCAGUUACAUCCUCCACUGACUUAGAAACUCUUAAAAAACAGAUAGAAGAUAAACUCAAGGAAUACCAGAGAGAAACUGAGGAAUUUAAAAAGAAAAAAUUCCAUAGGGACGAAUUGGAUUAUCAGAGGGAUCAAGUAUAUACCUGGUAUACCAGAACAGACAACCGCUCAUACAGACCAAACAGAGAUACAAACGUACAGAGAUGGCGCUCGGAUACAGAGGGUAUUACAUCCUCCUCCUCAGCCUCCUCAUCCUCAGGAAUGACUUUUUUAGAGAGAGGCACACGACACGAAGAAACAUCAGGAGGGGGGGUCAUCACAAGAGGCACACGGGAGAGAAAACAAGGCCGUCCGCCCCAAUCGAGACGCAAUCUCUGAUACAUAACAUUUCAGGUAGGCCCCUAACCCCUACGGAGGAGGGGACCCUAAAUAAGGGACUCUCCUUUAUUCCCACACCUCAUGUAGAGUGGCAUCAAUAUGAUGUCAGUUUAUAUAAGUUUUUUCGCCAACUUAAAUUACGUGCAUUUUUUUCAACAGAUCAACACAAUGACGGUAUGACAUCAGGAUCUAUUGACAGUAAUACUCAGAUUAUACAGGAACCCCUACGUGAGGAAGGAGAUGUGGAAGAUAUGGGGCAUAAUGGCACCGACCUAUAUGCGGUCCUUCCCUUAGAUACAGGUUUGAAACCUAAAAGUACCUUCACACCACAUAAUGUCAAUGCAUCGAUAGAUUUAUUUACUAAUCUUGUGAAGAAAGAUGUAUAUAAGCUCAGGAAGAAACAUCAGGGUACACAUAGCUGUCAAAGACAUAAUGUUAAUUUUACUAAACAAGACUGGCUUAACAUCAAUAAUUUAAAGAGAGAUACUUCUAUCAUUAUUAAACCGGCAGACAAGGGGGGAGCAUUGGUGAUCAUGGAUCGCACAUAUUACAUAAAGGAAAUUGAGACUCAACUUACAGAUAAUACCAAUUACUUGCCUAUAGGUCAGGAUCCUACCCAUACUUUGAAACAUACACUAGAUAGGCUUAAUAAAUGGGCCCUUUCCAAAGGGAUCAUCUCUGAUGGGGAAUAUAAAUAUAUGAAUCUUAAAUACCCUAGAAUCCCAGUGUUCUAUACACUUCCAAAGAUUCAUAAGAAUCCCCUCUUUCCUCCAGGUAGACCAAUAGUCAGUGGAACUGGGUCUAUAUUUCAACAUCCGGCAGAGAUACUCGAUAAAUUUCUGAUUAAAUAUGUUUCGCUACAGAAAUCCUACCUUAAGGACACUACUACAUUCCUCACACUAUUAGCAGACAUACAGGUUCCACCAGGUGACUUUUGGCUGGUGACCAUGGACGUUCAGUCUUUAUAUACUUCUAUUGAUCACGAGAGAGGGAUUGAGGCAGUUGAGUGGACACUGGAUAAAGAUCCUAGAUUAACCCAGCAAAGGGAUACUAGAACAUACAUUAGGGAAUUACUGACUUUCAUCCUAACAGAAAAUUAUUUCCUAUUUGGGGACAGAUACUACAAACAAAUCAAAGGUACAGCCAUGGGCUCGAAUGUCGCUCCAACAUAUGCAAACAUUUAUAUGAAUCGAAUGGAAGAAACUUGUAUUUAUCAGCAUCCUUUAUUCGUCAAAUGCUUAGUUUGGAAAAGAUAUAUUGAUGAUGUGUUUGUCUGUUGGAGCGGCACAAGGGCCCAAUUGCAGGACUUUUUUGAGUCAUUAAAUACACAAGAUGUCAAUAUUAAAUUCACUAUGUAUUGUGACAUGAUUACGGUUCCUUCUCUAGAUGUACAAGUACAGAGAGUACAGAAUUGUCUUCAUAGUGACUUAUAUAUAAAACCUACUGACCGAAAUAACUUAUUGACGUAUGCUAGUUUCCACCCAACUCACCUCAAGAAUGGUUUACCGUUUAGCCAACUGUUAAGAGUAAAGAGGAUAGUAUCACAGGAAGACAAAGUGAUGACAGGUUUAGACUUUAUGGCUAAAAAAUUUUUAGAGAGGGGCUAUCCCACACAUAUAGUAGAUAAUCAGCGACAGAAAGUUGAAACCCUGUCCCGUCAGGAAACUCUCUCAGGUAUAGGAGCAAAAAACAAAAUAGAAAGGCUUACAUUAGUGACACCUUAUACUCCACUUAAUAGGGAUAUAAGACGAGUCAUAUUGAAACAUUGGCAAUUAUUUCAGGGAGAUGCCCAAUUACCUUCGAUAUUCCAGCAUCCUCCGCUUUUUUCAUAUCAGAGAGCUUCGAACCUGAGAGAUGUUGUAGUGAGGUCAGACAUUGGCAGUUUUAAAAAACAAACCAGAUUCUUUUCAGAACCCAAGAAGGGUACUUUUCCAUGUCUAAAUUGCUCACACUGUAAUAGCGUGAUCAAGGGGGAAUAUUUUGUUCACCCUCGGUCAGGAAAAAAAAUUUUCGUUAAGGAUUUUUAUACGUGCAACUCGGACUUUGUCGUGUAUGCCCUGAAGUGUCCCUGUGGGCUUUUAUACGUGGGGGAGACCAUCCGGCCAGUGAAAGAACGGAUAGGGGAACACAAAAGGAGCAUUAGGGCAGCAUUUCAACAUAAUAAAGUGGAAGCUCCAGUACCAAGGCACUUUAAGUUGCAUGGCCAUAAUGUAAACCAAUUGAGGUUUCAAGUCAUAGACAGAAUCCCACCACUACGCAGGG